Molecule: messenger RNA, 423 nt
Organism: Darwinula stevensoni
Lineage: Eukaryota; Metazoa; Arthropoda; Ostracoda; Podocopida; Darwinulidae
Source: the annotation of a GenBank genome assembly
GUUCGCGUUCGAGCACGUCGGGUCCGUGUUCCUGCAACUGCCGACAUCAUGGUGAGACCGACGGAGACGAUGGGAAUCCGGUCGAGGAGCAGGAGGGCGGGCAUCCGGCAGUACUUCGGCGCACUCGUGAAGGUACUCUUCCUUCUCCUGGCGCUCGUCUUCGUGGUCGACAAGGUCGUGUUUCGCCUGGCGGCGAGCGAGUCGUCCGCGCCGCGUCCGACGGUGCCGGACUGGAGAGUGGAGAGGCUCAAGGCCGCGUUCCCGCGACUGGCGACGGACGAGAGCGGCGACUAUGCGGUCAUGGAGAACGCGGUCGUGGCGGACGCCGCGGUCGUCCGGGAUGACGUCACUUGGGUCACGCAGUGCUCCGUGGAUCAUCUGCAUCGGAUCGCACCGCUCGCGACGGCUUGGAAGGUCUGUUUU